Trichogramma pretiosum is the source of this 2215-nucleotide messenger RNA. RefSeq names its product protein phosphatase inhibitor 2-like. The coding region runs from base 778 to 1356 and encodes 192 amino acids. The transcript is spliced from 4 exons. Gene Ontology annotation, biological process: regulation of signal transduction. The record is from RefSeq and is a predicted model, not a curated record. Gene Ontology annotation, molecular function: protein phosphatase inhibitor activity. NCBI's taxonomy places the organism in Eukaryota, Metazoa, Arthropoda, Insecta, Hymenoptera, Trichogrammatidae.
CACAUGCACAUGUAUACGAGGCUCGGAUGCGCACGGCUGGCGCCUUCUAUCAUAACUCGGAAAUACUUAAUAACGUAUAUAGAUUGUCGAUUGCAGCAACGACUUGCAGUGCGCCUAGGCAUUCUUGUCAUAACGUACGUUACUGAUAUUGGCGCGACUCCGAAAGCUCGAGAGUCGAGCGCGUGCACCUCACACGCUCCGUCAUCCCACCCCCUCGCACGAUCCGACCUAUUUUUUCCCUCCUUUUGUACAGCAGUAAUUGAGCUCUGCGUGUACCUUCAACCCUCGUUGCCUGCACACAGUCGAUCCCCCCGCACUAGUGUUUUUACAGCUCUGGAGGCUCGGCGAAAAGUGGAUCAAGUGUCGUGAACGCGAGAAGCGCGCGCGAAAUCGCGUGAGAACGUGAUGAAUGAUAAUAUGAUAAGGCGACGAGGGGUGCGCUGCUUAUGCACGUAACAGGUAUAUUAUAUGCCUGUAUAGGUAUAACCCCCGCCAAGCAGCAUUUCGGGUAAAGCCGUGAAAGCGUUGUACUUAAAUUAUCCUUCUUUCGAAUAAUCGCAUACCAAUUGCAGAUCGCGCUCGCUUUAUAGAGCGCCGUGGGAUCGAGAUUCGUCGUGCGUCUUGUGGAGAAUAUUAGCGAUAGGUACUUGUGCUCGGCAUAGUGUGCGUUUCGCGCUGACGACUAACUCGACUCAUAUCAAACGUCUAUACAUAAACAUAGUGAUACACGUGUGUUCUGAACUAAUAGACUGAACCAAAAGCAACGAACGACAAAAAAUGGCUGAAAAUCUUGGAAAACGACCCUCGAAAGGAAUUCUCAAGACAUCCAGUAGCUUUGAUAAUCAAGAGGCUCCCAGAGCAUCAAAAGAAACAAAAUGGGAUGAAAUGAACAUUAUUGCUACAUUGCAUCCUGCUGACAAAGAUUAUGGCCACAUGAAAAUUGAGGAGCCCAAAACACCUUUUAAUUUUGAGGGUGUUGAAAAUGAAGGAGACUUCAUAGAUUCUUCUGCUGUAGCAUCAAAACUAGAAAAAAAUGUACAGCCAAGAAUUUUUGAAGAAUCCAGUGAAGAAGAAGAAGAGGAAGAUACUCCAGAAGAGAAAGAAAGGAAAAAGGCUUUUGAAGCUAAAAGAAAAGGUCACUACAGAGAGUGGGAAGCAGUUCAGCUUGCUCGUAAAAAACUCCUAGAAGAAGAUGAAGACAAAGACGAUGAUGAUGAAGAUGAUGAUAAAGAUGAGGAUGAAGAUGGCAAUGAUGAAGAAGAUGAGCAAAAUGAAGAAGAAAAAGUAGACACCAAAGAUCAAAAUAACACAGAAAAGUGCGUGCCAUCCAGUGACAAUGUAGUAAAAACAGGAUGAAAUAAGUUUUAAUUAUGCAAAAAUUAAUUAUGCUUAGGCUAACCUAAGUUAUCCAACCCGGGCAAAACAUGAAAUGACCAUUUUAAGUAUUUGAAAGGUUCUGAAAUAUUCUAUUGCUCUAUUGUGCUAAUUGAAAACCUUGAAUUUUGAAAUAUUUUUAAAGGUGUUCAACAAUAUGUUGAUUGUUUAAAUUGUUCAAAAACUUUAAAAUCAAUUUCUAUUUUUGCCCUUGGUUCAAUUUAAUGCAAAGAAUCAGAUUCUAAAUAAUUUGUAUUUUUUUUAACAUCAGAAUGCUCUAUAAUCCUUACAUAAUUUCUUUGUGAUUUUUUGAUCAAUGUACAUACUUUCAUUGUGCUUCAAAUUAUUAUUACUGCUUCAAAUUUUGACAAUAUCAUGGAGAUUCUAAAGAGAACAUUGAAAUGUGCACUUUUUCUAAAAAAAUUCACGUUUUGCUGCCAAAUGGUGCCAAAAUCGAUUUUGAUCUUUUAAUUUUUAAAGAUUUCAUAAUUUCUCAAUGAUUUUCGGAUAAUUUUUCCAUAAAAUUUGAAAAUAUUAAUAAAUCACAAACAUUAACUAGUGAUAUUGUUAUAUUUUUAGUUCUUCAAAAUUGUUAGUGAAAUGAGAUUUAUAUUUUGAUAGAACUAGAUGUGACCUGCACCAUAUUUUGAAUUAAAAAAAAUAUGGCUUUCAGUUUACUUACAAUAAAUAUGAAAAAUCAGAGUUGCAUCAAUAGGAAUACACUAUAAGUAUGAUAAUUUAAAAAAUCUGUAGAAAUUUCGUCCAAAGCUACAAAAGGUUAUAGGAACCUUCAUCGAUAUCUUCCAAAAGUAAUAAACAGGAAACACCAAGCUUAUUUAAU